AUGCAUGUGCUUACUGUAUUCGCCCAAGACUUGUUUCCGAGGGUGCAUUUGAGCCUGAACCAUUGCUACCCUGGUACCGACCCCGUGCUUGCCAUGUCGAUGUUGGACCCAGCUGUUGUGUCAGCCUUCCUGGCAGAAAGCUUGGCGACAGAUCGGCAAGGUGGUCGUUUGCUGAAGAAGAUCGGGAGCAAUGGCCACUGCGGUACACAAGGAACAGCCGAAAGGAUCCGUCGAGUCUAUGCCAUGCCGGCAGAUUUGCCACCAGUCUGUCGGACGCCUGACUCGACCAGCAGCAGACCCGACCGGCAAAUUCCCCUUGUACCACGCAGCGGACAAUUGGUGAAGUCCAGCAGUACGCCCACAUUGAAGUAUCAGCCUUUCGAUCCUGCGCGAACAGGAACGAACCUCAAACACAACCGACACUUCGAUGUGCCGUUCCCACAGUUGCUGUUUCAGCACCGAGUGUUCCAGCGUGAGGCGUGA
This is a messenger RNA of Symbiodinium sp. CCMP2456, 483 nucleotides long. Lineage: Eukaryota; Dinophyceae; Suessiales; Symbiodiniaceae. The record is from the annotation of a GenBank genome assembly.